AUGGCACUGCUCAGGCCCCUGGCACUUCUUGCUCUGGUUGUCUCUGGCCUCCACGGCCUGCCCUGGUCCAUAAAUAUCUCUGAGAGACAGGGGCCCGGCGCCAUCUUCCAGCCUUUCUCCUUGAACUGCUCGUCUCACGUGCCCACCUUGAAGUUGCUCCAUGUGCAGCCCCCCACUACCUUCUUCGACACCCUCAGCCUCAGCGUGACCAGGUGGCAGGGGGCCUAUGUGGGAAAGCUGACCUUGAACAGCUCGGCCCGGCCGGAGGCCCUGGCAGUGAACCGCUAUGAGCUCCAGCUGCAGGUCACAUGUGGCGACCUUGUGAUGGAAGGGCCGCUCUCUGUGGAUGUGCAGCGGGACCUUGGCCAUAUCCAAUGUACUGGCCGAUUUGUUAGCCCAGUCGUCCAGGUGCCGGAAACAGUCUCACCAGGGGUCCGCCUGUACACCCUGCUGCUCCCAGGCCUGGACCUCCAGGGAGCCCAGAUAAACAUCACCAGUGCCCAGGACCCUCCACACUUCCCUGGACCUUUCUCCAUCAAUGGGCAGGGUUGGCUGCAGGCACCACCCCAGGGCCUCAAAGGCCAGGCUCAAAAGACCUUCCAGCUUCAGAUCCUGGUGACCGUUGGAGCAAACCGAAGCUGCCGAGGGAUGCUGACGGUGAAAGUUUUGUCUGUUCCUUCCAGCCAGGUCUCCUUCCUGGAGCAGAACCAGAGUAUCACCAUCCCCGAGGACCUGGUCCCUGGGAGUAAGGUGGUUCAGGUUCAGGCCCGGGGCAUCGACGUGCGCUACGAAAUCCUCUCUCCCGUGCCCUGUCCGCUCUUCUCCGUCGGCCGCGCCGACGGCGUGAUUCGGACCACUGCGCCCCUGGACUUGGCGCGGGCCGCAGGCGCGGCAGUCACCGCCCUGCAGGUGAAGGCCUUCGAGCGGCUCCGGCCGUGGGCCAGUGUCCAGCUCGAUCUCACCGUGAACGUGACUCCGGUCAACCGCUGGCCCCCGCGCUGUCUCCCGGCGCUGCUGGUGGCUCAAAUCCCUGAGACCGCGCCCGUGGGCACCGUGCUGAGUGCCUUCACUUGCGCUGACCCGGACUCUCCUGCUUCCACCCUUGACUACCAGCUGCGGCUCCACAGCCCGCCUGGCCUGUCCAGCCUCUGCCUCAGCGACAGGGUUCUGAAGGUGAAUGGCACACUGGACUGUGACGCUCCUGGGGCCUGCGUGCAGCACACAGCCUCCAUUCUGGUGUUCGAUGGUGGCCAGCCCUGGACGACCACUGAGGUGCCAGUACGGGUGACAGUGACGCCUGUCAACGAGUUCUCCCCAGCCUGUACUCCACGCACGUUCCGGGUUCGCGAGGAUGCAGGGCCCCGCACCCUGCUGGGCUCUGUGGUGGGCACGGACAGGGAUCACCCGUACGACAGCAUUGAGUACUACGCCCCUGGCGGGCCUGCCACCUUCGCCGUGGACCGUCUCAGUGGAGAGGUUCACCUCCUGGGGCCUUUGGACUACGAGCAGCAGAGGCUGUACAGGCUCACCGUCCUUGUGACUGACCACAGCCAAGACCAGGACGCCACCCACCGUCGCUCAGGCUCCUGCACUGUUACCAUUGAGGUUGAGGAUGUGAAUGACCACGCUCCCGAGUGUGAGCCCCCGUUUCAGGAGCUCGCCAUCCACACCUCCCCAGGCCGUAGCACAGAGGUGACUGAGGUGUCGUGUCGGAUCCCUCAGGAGCCACAGCGCCUGGCUUUCUCCUACAGCAUCGUGGGAGGGAAUAGUCAGGGCCGGUUCAGCCUGCAAGGAGCCAUCCUGGUGCACAAGGACCGCAUGCUGGGGCCCCGCUGGCCGGAGCAGCCGCAUACUUACGAGCUAUUGAUUCGUGUGGCUGACGCGGGCCCCUCCAUCCCCCACCUCAGCACCACAGCUACUGUCAUCGUGCAUCUAGUUCCCUGGAGGGCCAGCACAGCGGCCACCAGCACCCAUGGCGCCACAGCGCCUUCAAUGAGGACACCCCUGCUUGUGAUAGACACGGAGGCUUUCUGGCAGCCAGAGCCCUGGUUUGUGGUGGUGCUGACAGUGACCGGUGCCCUUCUGCUCCUGCCUCUGGGCUGGCUCCUCAGCAGGCUCCUCCGGAGAUGGGCCCAGGCACUGCAGGCGCCAAGCAAACCGGCUCGGGCUCUGCUACUGAAUGGUGUCCAGGGAACGGAGGGGUCUACUGAGGGGCUCAGGCAGGCGCCGAGGGUGGAGACACCGCAGGUACCCCGAAGCUUCAUGAGCCUGCAUUUUGAUGGCAGAGCAUGGGACUCCCGUACAGGCAGAGGUUACCUGUUCAACACGCGCACAGGCACCCGGCGCUGGCUCUGA
Molecule: messenger RNA, 2355 nt
Organism: Pteronotus mesoamericanus
Lineage: Eukaryota; Metazoa; Chordata; Mammalia; Chiroptera; Mormoopidae
Gene: CDHR4
Product: cadherin related family member 4
Exons: 19
Coding region: 1-2355 (784 amino acids)
Biological process (GO): homophilic cell-cell adhesion
Cellular component (GO): plasma membrane
Molecular function (GO): calcium ion binding
Source: RefSeq, a predicted model, not a curated record